AUGGACGUCAAGGAAACUGUUGCCUUUAUCAACGAAACCACCGGUUCUGACGAGACUGGCACCGGAACAAAGGGAAAUCCCUAUAAAACAGCUGUCGCGGCCAUACAAGGACAUGGCAGCAAUGUUAAAGUUUUUGUCUGGAAACCCGAGGAGAAUGAAUUUAAGCCAAUUAGCGAUACUGCCCUAAAGAAGGCAAAAAAACGCGUCGAGGAUAUUGCACGAAAGCAAAAAAAAAUAGAAGAACAAAAUGCAGCAAAAGCCGAGAAAGAACGAUUGAAACAAGAAGAGGAAUUAAGGAAAAUAGAAGAAGCAAAGAGCAUCGUUCUCAAAGAAGAUCCCUCGCUUCCCCCCGCGAAAAAGAUUAAAAUUAGCCAAGCUAUUGAAAACCGCGAUCAUAGAGUUAAGGUUUCUGGUUGGGUUCAUCGCCAGCGAACGCAAGGAAAGGAUAUGAAAUUUAUUGUUCUUCGAGACGGAACUGGAUAUCUGCAAUGCUUUCUAUUUGGCAGACUGUGUCAUUCUUAUGAUUCCUUGACGUUGACUUUAGAAUCUACAAUCACAGUGUAUGGUAUAAUCUCCGAGUUACCCGAAGGAAAAACGGCACCCGAUAAUCAUGAGCUUCGGGUAGACUAUUGGGAAGUGAUUCAUAAGGCUCCUGGUGGAGAUGACGCGUUCACUAACCAGCUAAACUCGGAAGCUGAUCCUUCAGUCUUGUACGAUCUUCGGCAUUUGGUUAUUCGUGGGGAAAACGCGUCUGCCACUCUGAAAGUUCGUUCGUCAGUGCUGAAAUCGUUUCGUGAUCAUUUCGCUUCCAAAGGUUUUACCGAGAUUACCCCACCUUCCAUGGUGCAAACACAAGUAGAGGGCGGAAGCACAUUGUUUGCGCUACAAUAUUACGGUGAAAUGGUAUACCUUACACAAACUGCACAACUAUACCUGGAAACUUGUCUUCCGUCACUUGGAGACGUGUAUACUAUUUCCGAGUCAUUCCGUGCAGAGAAAUCUCAUACACGAAGACAUUUGUCAGAAUACACUCAUGUAGAAGCUGAAAUGGGUUUCAUUACAUUUGAUGAUCUACUCGAAACAGUAGAAGACAUGGUAUGCGAUGUCGUUGAUCGAACCUUGGCUGACCCAAAAAUCAGCAAACUUGUAUAUCAACUUAAUCCGGGCUUUAAAAAGCUGGAACGCCCGUUCAUGAGACUCGACUACAAGGAUGCAAUUCAGUAUCUCAAAGACCAUAAUAUUACAAAAGACGAUGGAACUUUCUAUGAAUUCGGAGAAGAUAUUCCGGAAGCACCUGAACGAGCAAUGAUUGAUAGAAUUGGAAAGCCCGUGUUCUUGUGUCGAUUCCCCGCUGAGAUAAAGGCAUUUUACAUGAAGAAAUGUGCUGACGAUCGUCGCGUUACAGAGAGUGUUGAUCUAUUGAUGCCAACUGUCGGUGAAAUAGUCGGCGCGAGCAUGAGAAUCACGGAUUUGGGAGAACUGUUGGAGGGCUAUAAGCGAGAAGGAAUUGAACCAACUCCAUAUUAUUGGUACACGGAUCAGCGCAAGUUUGGAACUUGUGAGCACGGCGGUUUUGGUUUAGGAUUAGAACGCUUUUUAGCAUGGCUCUUGGACAGAAAGACGGUCAGGGACUGUUGUCUGUACCCACGCUUUACUGAGAGAUGUGCACCAUAG
Molecule: messenger RNA, 1674 nt
Organism: Paraglomus occultum
Lineage: Eukaryota; Fungi; Glomeromycota; Glomeromycetes; Paraglomerales; Paraglomeraceae
Source: the annotation of a GenBank genome assembly